Molecule: messenger RNA, 1659 nt
Organism: Coniosporium apollinis CBS 100218
Lineage: Eukaryota; Fungi; Ascomycota; Dothideomycetes
Exons: 2
Coding region: 1-1659 (552 amino acids)
Cellular component (GO): cytoplasm
Molecular function (GO): oxidoreductase activity; 2 iron, 2 sulfur cluster binding
Source: RefSeq, a predicted model, not a curated record
AUGGCCACCAUGUCCGAGCCUCAGCACUUCAUGAAGACCUCCGGCGAGACCGACGCCGUGUGGAUCCACACCGAUCCGUACUCAAACCGCCCUCAGUUCUCGCCGCUCACCCAAGACCUUGACACCGAUGUCUGCAUCGUAGGAUCUGGCAUUUCGGGCAUAUCCAUUGCCUAUGAGCUCGUCAGCAAGGGUGUGAACGUUGUCAUGAUCGAGGCCAGGGACAUUCUGAGCGGUGAAACGAGCAGAACGAGUGGACAUCUUGCAAGUGCGCUUGACGAUGGUUACACGGAGAUAGCGAAGAAGCACGGAGAUGAUGGCGCGAAAGCUGCUGCCGACAGCCAUCAGUGGGCGCUCAAUCGUGUUGGGGAGGUCUCUAAGCAGCUCGGCAUUGAAUGCGAGUACAGGCACUUGCCGGGUUACGAAAUCUCGCAGUAUCCACGUGGCCAUCCAAAGCACGCCGAGGAGAUUGCGGGUCUUAAAGAGGAGUGUGAGAAGGCUAGAAGCUUGGGGUUGAACGCUACUUUCGAGGAAGGAUUUGCUGUCAAAGGAUGGGACGGUCAGAUUGACCAGCGUGAUGCCUUGGUCUUCUGGGAUCAAGCCACUUUCCACCCUACCAAGUAUUGUGUCGGUGUUCUCAAAUGGCUCCAGCAGCAGCCAAACUUCAGCUGCUAUACUCGCACGCGAAUGAUGGACAUUAAAGAGAAGGGCGUUGAGCUCCUAGGCUUUGGCAAGAAGACCGCCGAGGUGCACACUGAGAACGGCCACGUAAUCACGUGCAAAGAUGCGGUGGAGGCUACCGUUGUUCCACUACAGAAGCUCAGCGUUGUUGCCGAAGAGGAAUACUACCGAACUUACUGCAUCGCCAUUCGCGUGCCGAAAGGCUACAUUGAGGACUGCCUGCUCUACGACGAAGCCGAGGCGUACAAAUACGUCCGGUUUACCCCCUGCGACGAGAAGGACGACUACCUCGUCAUCGGCGGCUGCGACCACAAAGUCGGCCAAGAGAGCGCAGACGGCCGCUUCGAGGAGCUGGAGCAAUGGGUCCGCGAGCGCUUCACACGCGCCGGCUCCGUCGACUACAAGUGGAGCGGCCAGAUCUUCGAGCCCGUCGACUACAUGGCCUUCAUCGGCAAGAACCCCGGCAAGAAACACACUUAUAUCGUUACCGGCGACAGCGGCAACGGUCUCACCCAUGGCGUCCUAGCCGGCAAGCUGAUCGCCGAUGAGAUCACGGAGGUCCCCAACCCAUGGGCUAAACUAUACGCGCCCAACCGCAUGGGCAGCAUCAUGAAGUCUCUCCCAUCAAUGCUCAGCCACGACGUCCAGAUCAACCUGCAGUACAAGCGCUUCGCCCAGUCCGAUAUCCAAGACAUCGAGGAUUUGGCUCCAGGCACAGGAGGCGUGAUUAAUAAGGCGGACCUGAAGAAGCCAAUUGCAGUCUACAAGGACGAUCAGGGCAAGGUGCACAAGUUCAGCGCUAUCUGCCCCCAUUUGCACGGUGUUGUCUGCUGGAACAACGUGGAGAAGAGCUGGGACUGCCCGAUUCACGGGAGUAGGUUUUCGAAGGACGGAAUCUGUGUCAUUGGACCCGCCAAGUCGAAUCUGAGUCCGGCUGAUGAGACGGGGGCGCAGGCGCAGAAGAUCGCGGUUGAGAACUAA